Messenger RNA from Giardia duodenalis, 348 nucleotides. RefSeq lists its product as uncharacterized. The record is from RefSeq and is a predicted model, not a curated record. Lineage: Eukaryota; Fornicata; Diplomonadida; Hexamitidae. The coding region runs from base 1 to 348 and encodes 115 amino acids. The transcript has a single exon.
AUGCUUUUUCGGGGGGUCUUGUACGUCUCUUACGGUAUCCACCUUGCUCUCCACGCUCUUCUGUUGCUGCUCCUCGUGGCCCAGCUCCUUCUUGUCUUCCACUUUGGAUACAUCGAGAAUCCUGUAUUUCGGAUCGUCGAGCCCCACCCACAAAUGCAAGCCGCGUUGGUCAGCUACGGGGUCGUGGGGUCGUUAGUCGUUGUCAUAUUCACCGUUGGAAGGCUCAUCCACGAGGCGCGGAGCAUUUUGGUCCCUGUGUGUCGGGUACUGUAUCUUCUAUUAUACGUGGCCGUGGUCCCGCUUGUGUUGUUGCGCCGCUUCCACUUCCUUAAGAAGCGCAUAAGGUAA